Messenger RNA from Blepharisma stoltei, 207 nucleotides. Lineage: Eukaryota; Ciliophora; Heterotrichea; Heterotrichida; Blepharismidae. The record is from the annotation of a GenBank genome assembly.
AUGAGAGUAACAUUAAUGGAGACUGUAAGAAAUCCCAAAGAGCAACCCAUUUUUGCCUUUUAUGCUAAUUGGUCAGCCCUUAAACCUAGUGAAGUUGAUGCCAAUGAUUUUUUUAGGAUUUUGGAUACAAUCAGAUCUUCUGUUACUCCUCAGGAUUUAAUAAAACAGCAGCAAUUUACUGAGAUGUAUUGACAAGAAGGGCAAUAA